This is a messenger RNA of Sturnus vulgaris (Common starling), 790 nucleotides long. It is a transcript of the gene DPT, whose product is annotated as dermatopontin. The record is from RefSeq and is a predicted model, not a curated record. Gene Ontology annotation, biological process: collagen fibril organization. Gene Ontology annotation, cellular component: extracellular matrix. Lineage: Eukaryota; Metazoa; Chordata; Aves; Passeriformes; Sturnidae.
CAUCUUCAGGAUGGACAUUUUCCUUCUCUGUGUGUUCCUACCUCCGGUGACUGUGGCAUGGGGCCAGUACAGUGACUAUUACUAUGGUCCCUAUAAUUAUGGAGAUAAUGAUGAAUGGGUCAAUGUGUACCGGCAAGGUUUCAACUUUCAGUGCCCACACGGGCAGGUGAUCGUGGCCGUCAGAAGUGUCUUCAGCAAGAAGGAAGGCUCUGACAGACUGUGGAACUAUGCCUGCAUGCCAGCAUCCCAGAGCCUCGGUGAGCCGACAGAGUGCUGGUGGGAAGAGAUCAACAGGGCAGGAACUGAAUGGUAUCAAACCUGCUCAAACAAUGGGCUGGUGGCUGGUUUCCAGAGUCAGUAUUUUCCAUCGGUGCUGGACCGUGAAUGGCAAUUUUACUGCUGCCGCUAUAGCCGGAGAUGCCCAUAUUCCUGCUGGUUAACAACAGAAUAUCCAGGCCACUAUGGAGAAGAUAUGGACAUGAUGAUGUACACUUACGACUAUUACAUCCGUGGGGCAACCACGACUUUCUCUGCUGUACACAGGGAUCGUCAGUGGAAGUUCAUUGUCUGCAGGAUGACAGACUAUGACUGCCCAUUUCAAAAUGUUUAAAAAGAUAGAGUGUAAUUCACUUGGAAAUCUUGGGGACAGACAGGGUGGGAUGAGGAUUAGUGAUUACAGUAGAAGGUCAGUUAGGCUCACAAAAAGGUACCAAGACUCAUCAGCUGUCUGCUGAAGACAUAAUUCUUUCCCUCUGGAGCUAAUACAUAAAUUGCCAGCCCACAUGCAUUC